Messenger RNA from Chenopodium quinoa (quinoa), 884 nucleotides. RefSeq lists its product as uncharacterized. Lineage: Eukaryota; Viridiplantae; Streptophyta; Magnoliopsida; Caryophyllales; Amaranthaceae. The coding region runs from base 58 to 645 and encodes 195 amino acids. The record is from RefSeq and is a predicted model, not a curated record. The transcript has 2 exons. Gene Ontology annotation, molecular function: nucleic acid binding; RNA-DNA hybrid ribonuclease activity.
UAUAAUAGGAACUAGAAACUAACUACAAUCGUUAGAUCUAAGUUGGAUGCGCGUGUGAUGAGCGGCCCAGAUUAUUUCACACAUAUUCAAUUCAUUUCCCAAAAAUCAAGCUGGCUUUCUCUCUCCUUAAGCAUUUUCUCUCUCAUCCAUUUCAAGGAUCCUCUGAAUUCUCCAUUAAAGCUGCCUUCGAGCUUUCUCCAUAAAAGCGACUUUCAUGCUUUCACUACUCCAUUGAAGCGGAUUAUGAGCUUUCUAUAUUCCAUUAAUGUAGUUUCUGAGGGUUGUUCUGUGGUGCAGGGCAUUGAACGAUUGGAGACAAAUGUACCUGGAGCUAUGGAUAUCAUAUGGGGUAUGAAAUUUGCGUAUGGCUUGGGCGGGAGAAGUAUUAUUGUGGAAGGAGAUUGCCUUGCUGUCAUUCAGGCUUUGAGAAACAAGUCAGUAGGAUCAAGCUCAUCUACUUGUUUAGUUUUGCUCCAACUACUAGUGCUUUGUAACUAUAGAUCAUCUUCACAAUUUUUACAUCUAGUUGUGCUCAUGAUUGUGCUAAAGAGAGUCAUAUCUAUGAAAUUGCUAUUAGUUGGAAGUCUUAUUUUGCUAUUAUCUAUAAUAUGUUGCUAUAGUUUUGCUCUACCUGUAUCUAGCUAGUGCAGUUCUGCUCAAUCUAGUGAGUUUGAUUUUUACAUAGUGCUAUGAUUGUUUCCUAUGUUGUUUUUUCAUGGUGUGGUGUUUGAGAAAAUAUCCUUCCUAAAGAGUGAUCCCAUCAAUUACUAAAAUGCUCUUAUGUCUACAUUUGUCCCUGGAAAAAGUAUGUAUAUAUUUGCUUCUUUAUUUAUUUGUCUUUAUCAAUCAAGUUUUAAUUAUCUUAUUGUUGGCUUAAUAAAGAA